CACUGGGUACAUAAGACUACUUGUCAGGAAUCUACUUCGAGGAUAAUAGCAUAUCCAGAUUCCAAGCUCCCACAAGACGACCGGCACCUGGUUAAUUUUCGAGCAGGUAAAGGAACUUUAGCUUAAAAUGACAGGAGAAUUGUACUGUUGUGCCAUUUCCAAGGAGCUGGGCCAUCCCUUCCACUUCCCUGGUUGUCUUCUAUAUUGGCCCAGGCAGGUGCUCAGAGCCGCCCUGUGCAAAGCGUGAUCCAAGGGACCAUGGCUGGAGCGAUGAUGGUACAAGGGGGACCAUUCCCUGGCUGCUGAUGCCCAUCAGCAUCCGAGUGUAAUCCAUUCAGAUCCAUACCAGAUUUCCCAACAACGUGAUGCGUGAAUCGAUCUCCAACCUGUGGCAAACACUAUUGAGUGUGUGUGUGUGGAAGAAUGACUCAUCCGCCACUAUACCGAUGUUUCCUCUGCAUCCCAAGUCUCUGAGGUUGAUUGAGUCCUUGAAUUCAGGUACAGUUGCCCUGCGACUAUAAACAACACCUUGACUUCUUUCGAGGAACAAGGACAAGAGAGUACAAAAGAAAAACAAAGAUGGGGAGAAGGCUAUGAAUAACAGGCAUUUGAUCUGGGAAGAUGGGUAUUGUGACCAGAACCCGGGCAUGCCUAGAUCUAAAGUUUCAGAGUUGCUACUUAAGGAACAGGGAGUGAUUAAAAGCACCGACUCGUUCUUGGAGUUAGGCUGUCAAGCAGAUGAUGGACUAGGUGUUCUGGUUCACAAGAUUAUGGCAUCCCAGGUCCAUGUUGUUGGAGAUGGGUUAGUAGGACAUGCAGCUUCAAUGGGAAAACAUCAGUGGAUCAAUCAGAAUAACCUUGAUAAAUUUGGCUUCGUAUCCAAGGGUUUUGCUGAUAUGAACUGCCAAGUUUUAGCAGGCAUUCAGACAGUCGUAGUUGUUCCUGUGCUUCCCUUUGGAGUCAUACAACUUGGUUCUACCCAAAUGGUUCUGGAAAACAUCGAGUUUGUUGAUCAUGUGAAAAGUUUGUUAAUAAAGCUAAAGUGUGGACCAAGGGCUCUUUCAUCUGAUAUCACUCAGAAAGCUUUGCAGGAAAAAAGUCAAAUAUAUUCUUCACCUGGCAAGCUGAUUUCUGGUUGCCAAUCUACAGAUGUUUGCACUAGGGUAGACAACAUAUGGCCUAUCACUGCUGGUGGAUGCUGCUCUGGGCUCACCAGUCCUCCUGCUCCAAAAUCUUUUACUGAAUCCUUAUCUUCAGUAUCAUCACAAUUAAAUAAAAAACAUCAGUCCACUGUUCGUGAAGUGAUGUCAAGCAAACAGACACUGAAAACCACAGAUACUUUAGGUAAAUCCCCUGUGCAAAGUACUCAGGACAGAUUUUGCAAACUAGAUAUGGACCGUGUCCGGCAGGUACCACCAGCUGAUAUGGGCUCUGAAUGUCAAAAUGAGUCUUCUACUUUGAACUCAGUUCUCUUAUCUGAUAGCUUGAAAGCCCUGGAAGAAGAACUCAUGUUAACAUCAGCUCUGGGAGCAAUAGAAACUACCAACAAUUUACCUACUUCACUGGAAGAGGCCAAGAAUUCUCCAUUAAAUCUUAAAAGUGUAUCAUCCAACAAUUCGGAUAAACUUGGUAGUGUUGGUUUUCUUUCCUUUGGAGUUAAUGGAUGCUCAAAUUCAUGUGCUAAUGUAUCUGCACAUGGGAUACCUCCGGUUCUACUCCAAACAAGCUAUUCACUCAGAAAUCCGGGUAUUUCAGAAGUUUCUGAGACUGACCAGCCUUUCCCCAUCAACAAAGUUUCUCAUGGUGUGUCAAAUGCAGGAACACUAAAAGAAAACAAUGAUUUAGUUGAAGCUUCUUGUAUCCUAUCAUCUGGAUCUGAUACGCGGGCUUCUUGCUCAGACUUGCUUCCUGAAAUUUUUCAAAGCAAUCUAGAUCUUGUUUGGCGAGAUCAAAGAUGCAAAAAUGUUUGUCAUGAGCCAAAUGUUACUUGUCCAGUUGAUAACUGUAGUAAUGUGCAAUAUUUGACUGAAUACAAGCCUCUACAUACACCAAAGAAUGAUACUUUACUGUUGCCUCUGGAAUUUGCUUCAAGCUGUGAUCUAUUUUCUAUGUUGGGUUUUGGCCAGAGGACACAUUGCUCAAAUGGCAGUUUGGAUGAUGUUUUAGAGCAUAAGGACAGCGCAAGUUCUUGCAAACUGGGUACACAUAUGCCUAAGCUCCCAACAGAUUCAGAUGCUUGUCCUGUCGUUGGUUCGAGUGAUCAGAUAUCUUGUUCUGGGCUAUUUUCCGCAGCUGACAGUGAUCAACUACUGGAUGCCAUAGUCUCAAAGGUCAACCCAAAAGCCAAGCAGGAGACAGAUGAUGACCUUUCUUUUAAGGCUUCCUUAUCCAAAAAUCAUAGUUCUCAUUAUGCUGGAUCUCCUGAUCAUGGCCAAGUACACUUGUCAAAGCAAAGCAAAGAUGGACUUGUUGGUUUUCUUCCCGUACCAGUGAAAACUGAGCCUGCAAGCUCAAGUUAUGGCAAAUCUUCAUGUAGCUUUGAGGAAGUUGGAGAAUACCCUCAAAAUUCUGGGCUUCAUAGAUCUCAGAUCAGCGCAAGGGUUGAAAAUAUUCAGAAUGUUAAAUAUGAGUUUGUGUCAGAUUCAGAUAGCAAAAAAGUUGCUGACUUAGGCAAGUUGAAUCGUAAGAGGCCUAGACCUGGAGAGAGUCCUAGACCAAGACCCAAAGAUCGACAGAUGAUACAAGACCGUAUCAAGGAGCUUCGAGAAAUAGUGCCAAACGGCUCAAAGUGUAGCAUUGAUGCUUUACUGGAAAAGACCAUCAAGCAUAUGCUCUUCUUGCAGAGUGUAACAAAGCAUGGUGACAAACUGAAGGUCACUGGCGAACCCAAGAUCAGCAAUAAGGAAGGUGGUUUGCUCUUGAAAGACAACUUUGAGGGAGGUGCAACAUGGGCAUUUGAGGUUGGAACUCAACCUACAAUCUGUCCCAUUGUGGUGGAGGAUCUGAACCCACCUCGUCAAAUGCUUGUAGAGAUGCUCUGUGAGGAUCGGGGUUUCUUUCUGGAGAUUGCUGACUUCAUCAGGGGAUUGGGACUGACCAUCUUAAAAGGGGUGAUGGAAGCACGGAAAAAUAAAGUAUGGGCACGUUUCGCCGUGGAGGCAAACAGGGAUAUGACGCGGAUGGAGAUAUUCCUUUCACUAGUUCAACUGUUAGAACCUGCAUCUGAAAGUGUCGCGGCACCAUCAUCAGCUGCUGCUAACAUCAACACAGCACCUACCGUGUUCCACCAAACUUCAGUGCCUGCAAGGGUCGUCUGAUCAUCUUCAGCGAGAGUAAUCAGCACCGUCAUUCCAUUCGGAAAAAGGCUAAGAGCGGGGUCAGCUUCUCCUGCCAUGACUAGCUUUCCAAAAUCCACUGGUCAGGAAAGACAUUCUUGUUCAGGGCUAUUCCAGCUCCAUUGUUGGCAAGCCGAAGCCCUUUGGUCAGCUUUUGUGGAUGCUCAUUUCUCCUAUCUUCAUGUUCACUUCCUCAAAGAAAGUAACCUUCUUGGCAUCUCUUGUUUGGAAAGCCAGAGAAGUGAAUACUCUUUUGCUUCUUGUGGUAACUUGGUGAACUUGUUUGGGAAGGAAAAGAAGUUAAGAGAACAUCGGCAUCCAUGAAUGAGAAUUGGGAUAAGCUAUUUUUAUGCUGUCAA
Messenger RNA from Musa acuminata AAA Group (dessert banana), 3694 nucleotides. Its product is annotated as transcription factor LHW-like. The transcript has 12 exons. Gene Ontology annotation, molecular function: protein dimerization activity; DNA-binding transcription factor activity. Gene Ontology annotation, biological process: regulation of DNA-templated transcription. The record is from RefSeq and is a predicted model, not a curated record. NCBI's taxonomy places the organism in Eukaryota, Viridiplantae, Streptophyta, Magnoliopsida, Zingiberales, Musaceae. Bases 594 to 3317 code for a protein of 907 amino acids.